Messenger RNA from Kwoniella botswanensis, 3762 nucleotides. Its product is annotated as DNA-directed RNA polymerase II subunit RPB2. Gene Ontology annotation, molecular function: ribonucleoside binding; DNA binding. The record is from RefSeq and is a predicted model, not a curated record. Gene Ontology annotation, cellular component: RNA polymerase II, core complex. The coding region runs from base 1 to 3762 and encodes 1253 amino acids. Lineage: Eukaryota; Fungi; Basidiomycota; Tremellomycetes; Tremellales; Cryptococcaceae. The transcript is spliced from 7 exons. Gene Ontology annotation, biological process: DNA-templated transcription.
AUGUCACAAUCGCAAGAACCAAAUAUGAUGGAUGAUGGGUUCUCUUAUGAUCCGAAUUACGAUUACACUCAGGCAUCCGGAUCACAACCCUUAACGCAAGAUUACAAGGACGAUGUGAAGUUCGGUAUGGACGGUAUAGAGGAGGAAGAGGAGGAAGAAGAACCAAUUAGUCAAGAAGAUUAUUGGACGGUGAUCAAUGCUUUCUUCGAUGAGAAAGGCUUAGUGAGACAACAGUUGGAAUCUUUCAAUGAAUUUAUCGAAAAUACAAUGCAGGAGAUUGUAGAUGAUAAUUCAAAGAUGACGAUGGAUCAGUUUUCUCAGUAUACAGGUGUAUCAGGUGAUGAAACUAAACGUUAUGAGAUUUCAUUCGGACAGAUUUACCUUGCUAGAGUCAAUCAUACGGAGAUGGACGGUAGAACCAAUAUGCUUUUCCCUCAAGAAGCGCGUCUUAGAAAUUUGACUUACUCAGCGCCGUUAUACGUCGAUAUCAAGAAGAGAGUACUUCAAGCUUCUGGUGUAGAUGAUCCGAUCGAAGCUGAUUGGAGACCUGCUGUUGGAUCUGAUGGUUUACCUGAAGGAGUGGAGGAGGAUAAGGCUUCUAUAGGAAAGGUCCCUGUCAUGGUCAGAUCCAAUUUCUGUCUUCUUCACAACCUUCCGGAUGACCAGUGUCACGAUAUCGGAGAAUGUCAUUACGAUCAGGGAGGGUACUUCAUCAUUUCUGGUUCAGAGAAGGUAUUAAUCGCUCAAGAGAGGAUGGCCACAAACCAUGUCUUCGUCUUCUUAAAAGCUGCUCCUUCAAGAUGGACCUAUUUCGCAGAAAUUAACAGUCAAAAGGAGAAAGGUGGAAAGGUAGCUGCUCAUACGGAAGUCAGAUUGUAUCAGAAAGUACAAGGCCAGUCCGGUGGUGUCAUUCGUGUUUCUCUCCCCUACACCAAAGUCGACAUCCCACUCGUUAUUGUCUUCCGAGCCCUUGGUAUCGUGCCCGACAGAGACGUCCUCAAUCAUAUCUGUUUUGGUCCCAACGACGAAGCUUUGUUAGAAUACCUCCAACCAUCCAUAGAAGAAUCUUUCGCAGUUCAGGACAGAGAGACCGCUUUAGAUUUCAUAGGUAGAAGAGGUCAACAUGAGAAAGCACCUAGGGCUCAGCGUCAACGAGCAGCGUUCGAUAUUCUUCACAAGGAGUUCCUACCUCACGUCUCGACUGCAGAAGGUUUCGAGUCGAAGAAAGCAUACUUCCUCGGUUAUAUGGUACAUAGGUUGAUUUCAGCCGCGAUGGGUAGAAAGGAGCUAGAUGAUCGAGAUCAUUUCGGUAAUAAACGAUUGGAUUUGGCUGGACCACUGAUGGCCGAGAUGUUCGGUCAUAUGUUCUCCAAGCUCAGGGAAGAUAUGUUAAGGUAUUUGAAGAAGUGUGUUGAGACCAACAAACCUUUCCAGCUGAACACUGCUAUUCGCCCGAACAGUAUCACAGAUGGUCUUAAGUACGCCCUCGCCACUGGUAAUUGGGGUAAACGAGGGAAUACUCGAGCGGGUGUAUCCCAAGUGCUCAAUCGAUAUACUUUCGCCUCCACACUUUCUCACUUGCGACGUACCAACACUCCUAUCGGUCGUGAUUCUAAAGCAGCCAAGCCUCGUCAAUUGCAUAACACCCAUUGGGGAAUGGUUUGUCCCGCUGAGACUCCCGAAGGAGCUGCAUGUGGUCUGGUCAAGAAUCUCGCCCUUAUGUCGUACAUUUCAGUCGGUUCUUACUCCGCUCCAGUGAUGGAGUUUUUGGAAGAAUGGGGUCUAGAAGAGUUGAACGAGUAUCAGCAUGCACCUCAGGCGACGAAGAUCUUCGUCAACGGUGUUUGGAUGGGUAUUCACCGAGAUGCUCCAACAUUACAUUCCAACUUGUUACAGAUGCGACGGGGUGGUCAACUCAAGCAUGAAGUGUCGAUAGUCAGAGAUAUCAGAGAAAGGGAGUUGAGAUUGUAUACAGAUGCUGGUAGAGUGUGUCGACCGUUAUUCAUCGUCGAUCACCCCACACAAUCACUUCGACUCAAGAGGGAACAUAUCGAUCGAUUGGAAGAAGCUGGAGAACAAGGUGCAUUGGCAGGGGCUUGGGAUCAGUUGUUAUCAGAAGGUAUCAUCGAAUAUGUAGAUGCCGCUGAAGAGGAGACCAUCCUCAUUGCAAUGACUUCGGAAGAUCUAGAAAACGCAAGGAGGAAGAACAGUAAAGAGGAACUGGUGAAAGAUAGAGCAGCACAUGAUUUCGAAUCUUUCGAUCCGACUGCUAGAAUCAAGAGUACCGUGUUUAGUAAACAGUAUACCCAUAUGGAGAUUCACCCUAGUAUGAUUUUGGGUGUUUGUGCUAGUAUCGUACCUUUCCCCGACCACAAUCAAUCUCCUCGUAACACCUAUCAAUCUGCGAUGGGUAAACAAGCUAUGGGAGUUUUCCUUACCAACUACCAACUUCGUAUGGACACUAUGGCCAAUAUCCUCUACUACCCUCAGAAACCACUCGCUACUACUCGAUCUAUGGAAUACCUAAAAUUCUCUGAACUUCCCGCUGGUCAAAAUGCCAUUGUCGCUAUUAUGUGUUACUCUGGUUACAACCAGGAAGAUUCCGUCAUCAUGAAUCAAUCAUCAAUCGACAGAGGUCUUUUCCGUUCGCUAUAUUAUCGAUCGUACACUGAUACUGAGAAGAUGAAAGGUAUGAUCAAAGCUGAAACUAUCGAAAAGCCGGAUAGGAAUGAGACCUUGAGAAUGAAACAUGGAUCAAGUGAUAGAUAUGCUAAAUUAGAUGUGGAUGGCUUGGUCAGUCCAGCAACCAAUAUCAACGGAGAUGAUAUCUUGAUUGGUAAGACUGCGCCAUUACCUGAAGAAAGUGAAGAGCUCGGUCAGAGGACGCAAAUGCAUCAAAAGAGGGAUAUCUCGACACCACUCAAGAGUACAGAACAAGGUGUUGUCGAUCAGGUCAUGCUUACUACGAACGGAGAAGGGCAUAAAUUCGUAAAGAUUAGAGUCAGAUCAACACGAGUACCCCAAAUCGGUGACAAGUUCGCUUCUCGACAUGGGCAAAAGGGUACCAUUGGUAUCACAUAUCGACAAGAGGAUAUGCCAUUCAGUGCGGAAGGUUUAGUUCCAGAUAUCAUUAUCAACCCUCAUGCCAUUCCAUCCCGAAUGACAAUUGGACAUUUGGUCGAAGCGUUAUUAUCAAAAGUAUCAACUUUGACUGGAUCCGAAGGUGAUGCUACACCCUUCACUGAAUUGACCGUCGAAGCGGUAUCGAAAGUCUUACGAUCGAAGGGAUAUCAUUCCAGAGGAUUUGAAGUGUUGUACCAUGGACAUACGGGUAAAAAAUUACAGGCUCAAGUUUAUUUCGGUCCGACAUAUUAUCAACGAUUGAAACAUAUGGUCGAUGAUAAGAUUCAUGCUAGAGCUCGUGGACCCCUUCAGAUCCUCACGAGACAACCUGUAGAAGGUAGAAGUAGAGAUGGUGGAUUGAGAUUCGGUGAGAUGGAAAGGGAUUGUAUGAUCUCACAUGGUAUUGCUGGGUUCUUGAAGGAGAGGAUGUAUGACUCAUCUGAUGCCUUCCGUAUACACGUCUGUGAUAUCUGUGGUCUAAUGGCAGUAGCCAACUUGAAGAAACAAGAAUUCCACUGUUCCGUUUGUAGGAAUUCCACGCAAAUCUCACAGGUCUACAUACCUUACGCGGCGAAAUUGUUGUUCCAGGAGCUUCAAGCUAUGAAUAUAGCGUGCCGAAUGUACGGUGAGAGUGAUUAA